Molecule: messenger RNA, 378 nt
Organism: Impatiens glandulifera
Lineage: Eukaryota; Viridiplantae; Streptophyta; Magnoliopsida; Ericales; Balsaminaceae
Exons: 1
Coding region: 1-378 (125 amino acids)
Source: RefSeq, a predicted model, not a curated record
AUGUCUUCUACCUCAUUCCAUCACAGACCGAAUUCUCCAACGCGAAUUCACAUGCGACUUUCCCCAGCGCCUGUUUCGUCCGUUCGAUUCUCUCCCAGCCGUUCGAUCGCCGUAUCGCCGGCGUCGUCUCAAAAGCAGACUUGUUUGUGUUCGCCGACGACGCAUCCUGGAUCGUUCAGGUGUAGUUUACAUAAGGAUUAUUCAAUUGUGAGAAAUGGAAGUGUUGAAGGAGAUCUUGUGAAGAGAACGCUUGCGAUUCUUAUACGGCCGUCGUCGCACCAGCAGCGGCGACGCGGCGAGUUUAAAACUAAGCCGAGUCGGCUCUCUAUUAUGUCGAAAGCAGAUGAUCAAGUAUACAUAUAUUCUCUUAGCAAAUAA